AUGGGUGGUUUACUCAGUUACUUUAGAGGUCUAUUGGGUGCUCGUGAAAUGCGGAUUUUGAUCCUGGGUUUGGACGGCGCCGGGAAAACCACUAUAUUGUACAAAUUGCAAGUGGGAGAGGUAGUGACUACCAUACCGACUAUUGGUUUCAAUGUCGAACAAGUUACUUACAAAAAUUUAAAGUUUCAAGUAUGGGAUCUGGGAGGACAAACCAGCAUCAGACCAUACUGGCGAUGUUACUAUGGCAAUACGGAUGCUAUCAUAUAUGUGGUUGAUUCAGCUGAUAGAGACAGAAUAGGAAUAUCCAAAGACGAGCUUGUUCAUAUGUUACGGGAAGAAGAAUUAGCUAAUGCAAUCCUCGUGGUUCUAGCCAACAAGCAAGAUAUGGCUGGAUGUCUGACUGUUGCAGAGGUACAUCAGGCACUCGGUUUAGAUGCACUUCGAGACAGAACUUUCCAAAUAUUUAAGACCAGUGCAGUGAGAGGUGAAGGUCUCGACCAAGCUAUGGAUUGGCUGUCUAAUGCAUUGCAGGCUAGGAAAUAG
Molecule: messenger RNA, 543 nt
Organism: Danaus chrysippus (African queen)
Lineage: Eukaryota; Metazoa; Arthropoda; Insecta; Lepidoptera; Nymphalidae
Source: the annotation of a GenBank genome assembly